Schistocerca americana (American grasshopper) is the source of this 492-nucleotide messenger RNA. RefSeq lists its product as uncharacterized. Bases 1 to 492 code for a protein of 163 amino acids. The transcript has 2 exons. NCBI's taxonomy places the organism in Eukaryota, Metazoa, Arthropoda, Insecta, Orthoptera, Acrididae. The record is from RefSeq and is a predicted model, not a curated record.
AUGAGGACUCGCGCAGCAGCAGCGUGGCUGGCGGCAGCAGCCGCCCUCGCCCUCCAGCAAGUCGCCUGGGGUCACGUGCUCAGCAGACAGGACACCAGCCUCAGUUCGCAAAGCAGAGAAACACGAGCCGCGCGGGGCGACCACAUGGAGGAGGACCACAUGGACGAGCAUCCGGGCCACGCCAAGUCGGACUCGGCGCUCAGCUACUACGAGUUCCUCAUCAACGAGGGAUCCUACAAGUUCUGGGCGUGGUUCCAGCUGGCGACGGCGGCGCUGCUCAUCUACUCGGUGUUCGCGGCCAUCUACUACUCCAAGUACACGUACUACACCAUCGCCUCCGACUACGACUACGACUACUUCUUCAAGCGGUCCGGCGAGCCGGCGCCGGCGGCGCGGUCGGCCCCCACGACACAGAGCUCCACCUUCCUGGGACUCUCCGCCCAGACCUACCAGAGGAUCCUCGACGCCAUCACCAGCAAGAAUUACUCAUGA